Molecule: messenger RNA, 2298 nt
Organism: Nymphaea colorata (pocket water lily)
Lineage: Eukaryota; Viridiplantae; Streptophyta; Magnoliopsida; Nymphaeales; Nymphaeaceae
Product: probable zinc metalloprotease EGY2, chloroplastic
Exons: 14
Coding region: 174-1811 (545 amino acids)
Biological process (GO): proteolysis
Source: RefSeq, a predicted model, not a curated record
AUGCCCCUUUGAAAUUCUCUCCUAUCCUCCUUCUUCUCUUCCUCUCUGCUCAUCAGCCUCCGUGGGCCGCUGACGCGAGCGCAGAUCUUUUCCCUUUCCCUGCCUUUUAAUCCGCUCUCCGACGCCAUGAAAGGGAGAACCUCCGACGCUUAGAGCAGUUUUGCCGCUACGGAAUGAUGAAGCUGCUCGUCUCCGCCUCCCUUCACUCCACCGCUUCCUAUGGCUGUCGUCUCUCUUCCAUUCCUUCCCCGCCCGCCGUCCCUUGCUUCGGUUCUUUCGGAGGGAAGCCGCACCGGGUGAUGGUUAGAGCUCCUGGUCCCCUAAAGAAGGUCGCCAAUGCGAGGCUCUUUGGAGGACGGAGUUUGAUUCCUCGCGCAACGCCGCCAGAGACGGAAAUGCGACCCGAAAGCAAUGAUGACGAAAACGAGAAAGAAUCAUUUCCUGUUGGAGGAUCGCCUGCUUCACUUGAACCUAUUCAGCAAGCUGAUGCCACUGAUUUUCAAUCAUCCACCAACCCGAAUAAUGACCAAUCCCAAGAGAAGGCAAUGCUUGACAUAAGUAAUACAAGUGACAAAGACGCAGGUGAUUCAAAUGCUCCAGUGGGAACUCAGGGCAAUGACGAGGUUGAAGAACUAGCAAGUGGGUCCCCCUUGCCGGGAGUCAAGCAACUUGGUGAACCAAUCAGAAUUCCGAAGGCAUCAAUAGAUAUUCUCAGGGAUCAAGUAUUUGGAUUUGAUACUUUUUUCGUCACAAGCCAGGAGCCAUAUGAGGGUGGAGUGCUGUUCAAGGGAAAUUUGCGAGGGCAGGCAUCUACAAGCUAUGAGAAGCUAACCAAAAAGAUGCAGGAUAAAUUUGGUGACCAAUUCAAACUUUUCCUGCUCACAAAUCCAGAGGAUGAUAAACCAAUUGCAGUAGUAGUUCCCAGACAAACUUUGCAGCCAGAAGCUAAUGCUGUUCCUGAAUGGUUUGCCGCUAGUGCAUUUGGACUGGUGACUAUUUUCACUUUGCUUCUUCGAAACGUACCUGCGCUCCAGUCAAAUUUGUUAUCUACGUUUGACAAUCUUGAAUUGUUGAAGGAUGGUCUUCCUGGAGCCCUUGUAACCAUAGGGUUGCUAGGAGUGCAUGAAGUCAGCCAUAUUUUAACUGCAAAAUCUAUGGGGGCUAAGCUUGGUGUUCCAUAUUUUGUUCCUAGCUGGCAGAUCGGUUCUUUUGGUGCCAUCACAAGAAUCUUAAGUAUCAUACGCAAUAGGCAAGACCUUCUCAAAUUGGCUGCUGCUGGUCCUUUAGCUGGGUUCUCACUGGGUUUAAUUUUCCUGCUUCUGGGUUUUAUUUUGCCACCUGCUGAUGGGCUUGGAAUUGUAGUUGAUCCAUCUGUUUUUCAUGAAUCUCUCCUUGUUGGUGGUCUUGCCAAACUGCUUCUUGGGGAUGUAGUAAAAGAGGGAACUCCUUUAUCUAUCAACCCCCUGGUUUUAUGGGCAUGGUCUGGACUUCUAAUAAAUGCUAUAAAUAGCAUUCCUGCAGGGGAACUUGAUGGAGGCCGCAUCGCAUUUGCUUUGUGGGGAAGAAAGGCAUGGGCUCGUAUAACUGGUGCCUCCAUUGCACUCCUUGGAGUCUCUUCAUUAUUCAAUGACGUUGCAUUUUAUUGGGUUGCCUUGAUAUUCUUUCUGCAAAGAGGACCAAUUUCUCCGCUUUCAGAGGAAAUAACUCAUCCAGACAACAAAAGUGUUGCUCUUGGAAUUUCAAUUCUAUUCUUGGGCCUUCUUAUAUGUCUACCAUAUCCAUUUCCUUUUGCACCCCAAGACAUCUUAUGAGAGAAGUUAAAAGCUGCUGCCUCAGAAAUUGGAGAUGCUCUUGCACAAAAUGUCUUCCACCAGUAAAGUAUCACUAUGACCUGCAAGGAAUUCUCUCUUUUACCAGUCUGCUUACAUGGAACUACUUCGACUGUUGGCACUUCCAGAAGUAUCCUGCAGAAGAAGAGAAGCGAUCCGCAGCUGUUCCACUAAGUGGGUUGCCCCAGAGCUCGGAAGAUACAGUUUUGAUCGACCUGCAGAUUAUGUGGCUAAAAAACUGGAGGAAGCGUGUCAUGUUAGCAUGCUACACAUGCUGAACUCCUCGAACAUUUUUGCUUGCGGAAUGACUGUAAAGUUGACUCUUCCAUGAUGGUGGAGUUGGUUAAACCACAUGGAAACUGUGUACAUGAUUUAGGCUAUUCUUUCUCAUCUGCUUGAUUGAAGCAUGGAACUUUUUUCUUGUUGCAGAUAGACCACUGCGAAGAGAAUUUGUGGCAUGAAAUGUUGA